Messenger RNA from Alternaria burnsii, 1395 nucleotides. RefSeq lists its product as uncharacterized. Gene Ontology annotation, molecular function: oxidoreductase activity. The transcript has 4 exons. Gene Ontology annotation, cellular component: cytoplasm. Bases 1 to 1395 code for a protein of 464 amino acids. The record is from RefSeq and is a predicted model, not a curated record. NCBI's taxonomy places the organism in Eukaryota, Fungi, Ascomycota, Dothideomycetes, Pleosporales, Pleosporaceae.
AUGGCAACCGACCGUACACCCGUCUCAAACCCCGUGCAAUCAUUUUGGAUAUCACAAUCUGAUCCUAACGAUAAUCUACGUACCACGGAUGAUCUCCCUAGUGAAGCAGAUAUUGUCAUAAUCGGUGCGGGGUUUGCUGGAGUUGCUACAGCUUACCAUAUCCUUACAUCAUCUUCUCCAAUUGCAUCACCAUCCGUUCUGAUUCUCGAUGCUCGUAAGAUCUGCUCUGGGGCUACAGGUCGCAACGGCGGGCACGUGAAGCCAGAUCUCUACUUCAACGUCUCGAAAUAUGUUUCCAUGUACGGUACGAGUGCCGCGGCGGAGGUGGCUUCAUUCGAAGCGGCAAACGUGUCUGCGGUAAAAGACCUCGUUGAGACUGAGGGGCUAGACUGCGACUUCCAUCUCACAAGAGCGAUUGAUGUGUAUCUGGAUGCUGAGCAUGCGAGGCAAACAACUGAGGCGUGGAAGAAGCUAAGGCGAGAGAAGACAGUUGACUUGAGAGAUGUGGCUUACAUUCCUGAGAGAGAUGCCGAAAGGAUUUCUGGUGUGAAGGGUGCGCAUUGUGCCUUCAGCUUCACCGCAGCGCACGUGUGGCCGCGAAAGAUGGUGCAUCAACUAUUAGCGAAGCUACUUGAGCGGGGCUAUAAGUUGAACGUACAAGCAAACACGCCGGUGGCCUCUAUGUCCGAUGUCAUAGACGAGACUGGCCGGUGGACAAUUCAGACACCACGCGGUGCGAUCAAAGCCAGGAAGGUAGUCCACGCCACCAAUGGCUACACCAGUCAAGUACUGCCGGAGUACGCACGAAGUAUCACGCCGAUUCGUGGCGUGUGCAGCCAUAUCGACAGUCCGCAGAAGCGACAAACGCCACAUCUCAAUAACACAUACGCUAUCCGUUUUGAUUCUCGAAAUUACGACUAUCUCAUUCCCCGAACCGACGGAAGCAUUAUUGUUGGAGGCGCGAGGCAGCGAUUCUGGCAUAAACCCGAGCGCUGGUUCAACACGGUGCGCGAUGAUGAGCUUGUUGAUGAAGCCUCAUCAUACUUUGAUGGAUACAUGCAGCGCUAUUUCAGUGGGUGGGAGAAAACGCAAGCCGAAACGAAGAAGGUUUGGACUGGUAUCAUGGGAUACAGCUCAGACUUCAUGCCCCAUAUUGGUGCAGUACCGGAGAAACCGCACCAGUUCAUUAUUGCUGGGUUCAAUGGCCAUGGGAUGCCGCAGAUUCUGCUAUCGAGCAAAGGUUUAGCUGCUAUGGUGCGAGAUGGAGUACCAUUCGAGCAGACUGGUCUACCUCGACUAUUCGAAACAACAAAGGAGAGGAUUGAGCGACGCGACAGCCCGCUUGAAGACUCCUUCCGUCCGCUGUGGAAAGAGCAUGCCAAGUCGGUGCUAUAA